AUGACAAAUGCUAAAAACGGACUGGCUGACAACCGAAAGCGAUACAUCCAAACAACGUCGACCAACUUAUCUAUACGACUAGCAAGUAUUUCUUUCUUUGUCAAUGUCUGGAUGAGACGGCUCAAAAGAUUAGCGACUCGUUCAGCUGUUCGCAAUAAAUGGACCUUUUGCUGUAUUCUUUUCUCCCUACUGCGUACAUUUUUGUCUUCUCUUUCACAACCGAAGCCUUUCGGUGUGAAAGAUAAAUUUUGUUUUGCACAGAGAAAACCGCUUGUAUUAUCUCGUGUCGUUUUUAUUCAUUUUCUGUCAGGUCGUUUUGUUUGUGUAUUCUUUCUUUCUUCUUUUUUUUUUUUUUUUCAUUUGGCUUUACUUGACGUCUUGCAGUUUAUGUAUUCAUUAUUUUUUUUUUUUUUAGUGAAUUCUUUCCUUAUUCCCUUUGAAUUAUUAAUUAUUUUUUCUUUCAUUCUUCAUUUCUGGAUAAAAUUUCCUUGCCUUUUCUUCUUUCCUUCUCUUCCUUCCUGCUUUCUUUCUCUUCUGUUUCUUCUUUCCCUUCCUUCCUUCCUUCCUUCCAUCCAUCCAUCCUUCUCUUCCUUCCUUCUCCUCUUUCCCUCUCUUCCUUGCUUCUCUUCCUUCCUUCCUUCCUUCCUUCCAUCCAUCCAUCCUUCUCUUCCUUCCUUAUCCUCCUUCCCUCUCUUCCUUUCUUUUCUUCCUUCCUUCCUUCCUUCCUUCCUUCCUUCCUUCCUUCCUUCCUUCCUUCUUUAUUGUUAUGGUUUUCCUUCUAUCCUUCCUUCUCUUCCUUCCUUCUUUUCCUUCCUUUUCUUCUUUCACAUCCUUCCUUCCUUCAUUUAUUCAUUCAUUCACUUCAUUGCCUUUUCUUCUUUCCUUCUCUUCCUUCCUGCCUUCUUUCUCUUCUGUUUCUUCUUUCCCUUCCUUCUUUCCUUCCUUCCUUCCAUCCAUCCAUCCUUCUCUUCCUUCCUUCUCCUCCUUCCCUCUCUUCCUUGCUUCUCUUCCUUCCUUUCUUCUCUUCCUUCCUUCCUUCAUUCAUCCUUCCUUCCUUCUUUCCCUCCUUCUCCUCUUCCUUCCUUCUUUCCUUCUCUUCUUUCCUUCUCCUCCUUCCUUUCUUCUCUUCCUUCCUUCCUUCAUUCAUUCAUUCCUUCCUUCCUUCAUUCAUUCAUUCAUCAUUCUUCAUUCCUUCCUUCACCUCCUUCCUUCUCCUCCUUUCUUUCUUCUCUUCCUUCCUUCCUUCCUUUUGUUUUCAUUUAUCUAUCUAUCUAUCUAUCUAUCUAUCUAUCUAUCUAUUACUGUAUGCUUUAUCUAUCUAUCUAUCUAUCUAUCUAUCUAUCUAUCUAUCUAUCUAUCUAUUACCGUAUGCAUUAUCUAUCUAUCUACCUAUCUUCUUCACAUAUCUAUCUAUCUAUCUAUCUAUCUAUCUAUCUAUCUAUCUAA
Messenger RNA from Acanthosepion pharaonis, 1446 nucleotides. NCBI's taxonomy places the organism in Eukaryota, Metazoa, Mollusca, Cephalopoda, Sepiida, Sepiidae. The record is from the annotation of a GenBank genome assembly.